AUGCGUCGGUUAGAGAGCAUAAGUUGCUUACUGGCAAGCAGUCGUGCCACUGCGGCACAGUUCAUAUCGUGCGCUGAGCCGACAGAUCCUUCAAGAUGCUUACGGUCAGAAUCGAGUCGUAUCGUGAUCAGCCUCGCUUGUAGCGCAGGACGGCAGCAGCAGCCAUACGACCCGGGUUCGGCCACUUCUGCACCGCAACCGCUGCUAUCGGCCAUUGCAUUCAUACCACUGGCCGUUUCCAUACUUAGCAGGCGAGCAUAUACAUAA
Bipolaris victoriae FI3 is the source of this 267-nucleotide messenger RNA. RefSeq lists its product as hypothetical. Bases 1 to 267 code for a protein of 88 amino acids. The record is from RefSeq and is a predicted model, not a curated record. Lineage: Eukaryota; Fungi; Ascomycota; Dothideomycetes; Pleosporales; Pleosporaceae. The transcript has a single exon.